AUGCUUUCUCGUGAAACAAGAGCUCCGUUUUGUCGUGUGGUUGGCUACAUUUUUGGACUUGAAUAUGAAUAUGUAAAGAAACCUUUAUAUAUUGUGAGAUUGGAAUCGGAGUCAGAUUUCCAACUGCCUAUCGGUACACGUCUCCCUCUAAUCCACGAUGAAUCUGUAGAAUAUAUUGAUGAAGAGGAUUUGUUCAAGAUAUUUCAUGAUCCAGCAAAGACUGGUGACGUUUUUGAUGAUGAAGAAGAAGAAGAAGUAAAUGAUUGCCAGAGUACAACAACAAAGAAGAGAAGAAGGAUGAGUACUAAUGAACAAGAAAUCAUUAACUCAAAUCAUUAUGAUGGGAGCAGUCAAUUUUCAGAACCGAACCUUGGGGCACAAGGAUUAAUAGACGUUGUUCCCAAUCUAUUUCCGAGUCAAGCUUCAAUGAUGUACAACCAACAACAGCUCGAUCAACCGAACCAAAUGGGAUUUUUUCCCACUCUACCCCCAAGUCUAGCUCCAGUGACGCCAAUGAUGUACAACCAGCAGCUUGGUUUCAGGAGUAGUCAGGUUACAGAACCAAACCUUGGUACAGAAGUACCAACAAUGCUUGUAGGUCAGCACAAUCUUAGACAAUCUUUUGGUAUGCGCCAACAACCUUUUCUCAAUGCAGCAGCUCCAAUGGUGUACAAUCCGCCGCAUCAAUUUAUGAGACGUGAGAUCAAUCAGCCGAACAAUAUGGGAGUUUUUCCCAAUCCAUUUACAGUUCAAGCUCCAACGAUGUACAACCAGCGGUAUGGCAGUCAGAUUACAGAACCAAACCUUGGAGCACAAGUAUCAACAAUGUUUUUAGAUCAGAACAAUCCCAACCAGCCUUUUGGUAUGUGCCAACAACCUUCUCAAAGUGCAGCAGCUCCAGUGAUGUACAACCAGCAGCUGCAAUCCAUGAGACCUGUGACUAAUCAGCAAAACCAAAUGAGUUCUAUGAGGAUGUUCAGUGCUGGACAGUCUUCUUACUGUGGCAGAGGAAGCCAUGGUCUUGGGAGGGGAGGUCGAGACUAA
This is a messenger RNA of Brassica napus (rape), 1044 nucleotides long. RefSeq lists its product as uncharacterized. The record is from RefSeq and is a predicted model, not a curated record. NCBI's taxonomy places the organism in Eukaryota, Viridiplantae, Streptophyta, Magnoliopsida, Brassicales, Brassicaceae. The coding region runs from base 1 to 1044 and encodes 347 amino acids. The transcript has a single exon.